CGUUAAUAUUUGUGAAUAGGACUACGUUCGUGUUAUGCAAGUAAUUCUAAUAAAAUUUCUCAACUAUGUCAAUAGAAAUUUAUAACAUUUUUAUUUCCGCUCAAGAUGCUGGUCCAAACUAUCAAGUACAAUAUGUGGAUUCUGAGAUAUAUCAUAGUAAUUCCAGUCAAACUCAAAUGACAUAUCCAUUCUGUCCAGUUGGCGAUUAUCAAACAAAUGGACAAACCUAUUACGCAACAACAACGUCUGGCAACUAUGGCACUACAUCGACCAAUACACCAACAACACAUGCAUCAACACUACCAUAUCUGGUGCCGGUUGAAGAGACAUUGUUGUUGAAUUCUUCAUCACAAUCGCAUAGUCAGGAUUCACCGCAUAGUCUUACGGAAGUGACUUAUUUGCAUGAAGCACACAGCAAACCGCAAACACCCACUUCAACCACAACGACAAACUCUUUAAGUGGUGGCAGCAUUGGUACCGGUGGCGGUGGUGCAUCACCAGAAAGUGAACAAAAUACUUUGGGGAAUACAAAUAAAAUCGCCUCGGCAACGAUCAAAUGGCUUUCACGUAAUUAUGAGACUGCCGAAGGUGUCAGUCUGCCACGUUCCACUCUCUACAAUCAUUACAUGCAACAUUGUAAUGAAAAUAAAUUGGAGCCAGUAAAUGCAGCCAGUUUUGGCAAAUUAAUACGUUCUGUCUUCUCCGGUCUACGCACACGUCGUCUGGGUACGCGCGGUAAUUCAAAGUAUCAUUAUUAUGGAAUUCGCAUUAAACCCGGUUCAAUGUUGGUUGAUGUAAUGGAUGAGAAAAUUUCCUAUCAGUUGCAGAGUAGCAGUUCAAAUGCUGUUAACAGUGGAACUGUUAUGUCAAGUGGCAGUACAAUGAAUAGUACUAGAAGCUCAAAGAAAAAUAUCAUUAAGCCGGAAUCUUAUGAGGCAUGUGCACAGUAUUUGGGUAAUGGCGCUGGCGUAUUACCAACUUUUCCUCCUAUUGAACUGGAUAACACCUUUAACAGUGAACUAACUCAGGAUGAUGUUGAAACCUUUCGUGCAAUGUAUCGUGAUCAUUGUGAAGCUUUUUUGGAUGCAGUCGUCAGUUUGGAAUUCAAUACCAUUGAACUAGUCUGGCGUGAUUUUUGGCGUUCAUCAGAUAAUAAUAAUAUGGAUGAAUGUGAUGAAGAAAAAUAUUUAAGUAAAACUAAAUUAUAUUUACUCUUUCAUUGUGUGGAAAUACACAAAUUUAUACAAGAAGUAGACUAUCAAUUUUAUCAAAAUAUGGUUGAUGUUAUUAUACCGGAUGUGUUACGUUCCAUUCCAAAUGCUUUAACUCAGGCCAUACGUAAUUUUGCUAAGAAUAUGGAACUUUGGUUGUGUGAAUCAAUGGCUGGUAUACCAGAACGUCUGGUUCAAAUAAAAACAUCUACGGUAUCAGCAUUUUGUCAAACUUUACGUCGUUAUACAUCCUUAAAUCAUUUAGCACAGGCAGCACGAGCUGUACUACAAAAUAGUUCUCAAAUAUCACAAAUGUUGAAUGAUUUGAAUCGAGUUGAUUUUCGUAAUGUACAGGAACAAGCUUCAUGGGUUUGCCAGUGUGAAACGGGUCUGGUACAACGUUUAGAAAAUGAUUUUAAAGCUGCACUGCAACAGCAAAGCACUUUAGAGCAAUGGGCUGCAUGGUUACAACUUGCUGUUGAUACAGCUUUGGAGGAUUAUCAUGGAAAGCCUAGUUAUCCCAAAGCAGCACGUCAAUUUUUACUCAAUUGGAGUUUUUAUAGUUCGAUGAUUAUACGAGAUUUAACAUUGCGUUCCGCUUCUAGUUUUGGUAGUUUCCACUUGAUACGUUUACUCUACGAUGAGUAUAUGUUCUACUUAGUGGAACACAAGAUUGCAGAGGCACAACAAAAAACGGCUAUCGCUGUCAUUUGCGAUCGGCUGGUGAGUUUUCAAAAAGAUGUAGACUUUGAUUUUGACUAUCAAUUAGAUUUUAUUAACAACACUAACAUUAAUCCAAACCAUGUCGCAAAACGCUUAAAAUCUGAAUGAGUGCAUGCUGAUAGGAAUCUGGACAGGAAUCUUAUUUUCUUACUAUGCGCAAUUUUAAGAAAUCAUAUAAAGAACAACAAAUCAUAAGUACCUUUGCAAAUUGGCUACAUUACCAUGCCAAAUACAAUAAUAAGACAUACAACUAACUCGGUGUAUGAAUGUUUGCAUUGAAAUGCAAUAUGCAAUAAUAUGUUUAUAAAUAAUUAAGUUAUAUGUUUAUAGAUUUAUAGAUGUUUAUAUGCAUUUAUAAUUCGCCAUAAAUAGUAUUAAGCCGUCCAUACGAAGGUUAUACUUUAACUAAAGA
Molecule: messenger RNA, 2346 nt
Organism: Teleopsis dalmanni
Lineage: Eukaryota; Metazoa; Arthropoda; Insecta; Diptera; Diopsidae
Product: transcription factor RFX3-like
Exons: 9
Coding region: 66-2042 (658 amino acids)
Biological process (GO): regulation of transcription by RNA polymerase II
Molecular function (GO): DNA-binding transcription factor activity, RNA polymerase II-specific; RNA polymerase II cis-regulatory region sequence-specific DNA binding
Source: RefSeq, a predicted model, not a curated record